Messenger RNA from Helianthus annuus (common sunflower), 1671 nucleotides. RefSeq names its product tubulin alpha-2 chain. The transcript has 3 exons. The record is from RefSeq and is a predicted model, not a curated record. Gene Ontology annotation, cellular component: microtubule; cytoplasm. Gene Ontology annotation, molecular function: structural constituent of cytoskeleton; GTP binding. Gene Ontology annotation, biological process: mitotic cell cycle; microtubule cytoskeleton organization. Bases 166 to 1521 code for a protein of 451 amino acids. NCBI's taxonomy places the organism in Eukaryota, Viridiplantae, Streptophyta, Magnoliopsida, Asterales, Asteraceae.
AAAUAAUGCUAAACCAGAGUGAGGUAGAUCUGACCAUAGUUGGCGUCCAACUCACUCCAUUUUCUCCUCUAUAAAUAACCAAACCCUAGAGCUAGCUCUGCAAAGCUCAUCCCUGUUGCAUCUCUAGGCGUCUUGAUAAACGCCUUUUGAUUCUUCGCAACCAAAAUGAGAGAGUGCAUCUCAAUCCACAUCGGUCAGGCCGGUAUUCAGGUCGGAAAUGCAUGCUGGGAGCUCUACUGCCUCGAACACGGCAUUCAGCCUGAUGGCCAGAUGCCCAGUGACAAGACAAUUGGAGGAGGUGAUGAUGCCUUCAACACCUUUUUCAGUGAAACCGGUGCAGGGAAGCACGUUCCUCGUGCUGUCUUUGUUGAUCUUGAGCCGACUGUGAUCGAUGAAGUACGCACUGGUACUUAUCGCCAGCUGUUCCAUCCCGAACAACUGAUCAGCGGUAAAGAGGACGCUGCUAACAACUUUGCUCGUGGCCACUACACAAUUGGAAAGGAAAUUGUUGACUUGUGCUUGGACCGAAUCAGGAAGCUUGCUGACAACUGCACUGGGCUCCAGGGUUUCCUCGUUUUUAAUGCUGUCGGUGGCGGUACCGGAUCUGGUUUGGGUUCUCUGCUUCUUGAAAGACUUUCUGUCGAUUACGGAAAGAAAUCGAAGCUUGGGUUUACCGUGUACCCGUCCCCACAAGUGUCAACAUCUGUUGUUGAGCCCUACAACAGUGUCCUUUCAACCCACUCUCUAUUGGAGCACACUGAUGUCGCCAUCCUUCUUGAUAAUGAAGCUAUUUAUGAUAUCUGCAGGCGAUCUCUUGACAUCGAGCGACCCACCUACACCAACCUUAACCGCCUGGUCUCUCAAGUUAUUUCUUCCUUGACCGCAUCUUUGAGGUUUGACGGUGCUUUGAAUGUUGAUGUGACUGAAUUCCAAACCAACUUGGUCCCCUACCCGAGGAUCCACUUUAUGCUUUCCUCAUACGCACCUGUGAUUUCAGCCGAGAAGGCUUAUCAUGAACAACUAUCGGUUGCUGAAAUCACCAACAGUGCUUUUGAGCCGUCCUCUAUGAUGGCAAAGUGUGACCCGCGUCACGGCAAGUACAUGGCUUGCUGUCUGAUGUACCGUGGUGAUGUUGUCCCCAAGGAUGUGAAUGCUGCGGUUGCAACCAUCAAGACCAAGAGGACCAUCCAGUUUGUUGACUGGUGUCCUACUGGUUUCAAGUGCGGUAUUAACUACCAGCCACCGACUGUGGUGCCUGGAGGAGACCUGGCUAAGGUGCAGAGGGCUGUUUGUAUGAUCUCCAACUCGACUAGUGUGGCUGAGGUGUUCUCUCGCAUUGACCACAAGUUUGACCUUAUGUAUGCUAAGCGUGCUUUCGUGCACUGGUAUGUGGGUGAGGGUAUGGAGGAAGGUGAGUUCUCUGAAGCUCGUGAGGAUCUUGCGGCUCUGGAGAAGGAUUACGAGGAGGUUGGCGCAGAGGGUGCCGAGGAUGAUGAGGGUGAUGAUGGAGAGGAAUACUAGUCAUUUGUGUUUGGAUUGUUAUGGAUGUUUGCUUUUGUGUGUUUGUGUCCUUGUGACAUACUUAUGUACUUUCAUUGUUGCUGUCUUCUACAUGUUUUUUGUUUGGUUUUAAUUAAAAGCAUUUAAUGCAACAAUUAUUGUUCUGAACUA